ACUGCGUUUCUGCAAUACCCACAACGGUCUACUAAGUGAUGGCAUCAAAGGUACCUUCAACGUCGGCAUCUGCCAUACGAGCAGUGCCUAUCCACAGACGAGCUGCUGGCUCUGUACGAUGGUACGCGUCUGCUGCCUCACCCGCCGGCAAGUCUACCCCAGCUUCCAGCAAAAAGAAGGAGGACAAGUACGCCGAUUCACCAUGGAAAAAGCCCCUCGCCUCGACACAGACGCUGUCCCUCUUUAGUACAUCUCCUAAAGCGCUCCUCUUUGCCCUUGAACAGUCCUUGCGUGGAGCUCUGGGCGCUCUGCUCCGCUCAGAUCCACAAGGCGGCCACAGCACCGAUCCGCGGGACUACCUCCUCAUCUUUGCUGUGGAUAAGAGUCUUCCCAAAGACGUCCUCGCAGAGACCAUCAGGCUCAUGAGAGAUGUCCCGAUUGCUCACGUGGGCGUACUGAGCCACCCUGUUCCUGGUACACUGCUACCCGCCUCCGCCGUGUCGGAUCAACCACAAGCCUCCUCUUCUUCUUCACUCUCGCCGCCGGAAAGCUACCAUUCCGUCUCCCUCUCCCUCUUGCCCAGCACCCUCGUCAGACCCUUCUACUCUCAAAUCAAGGGAAUUGCACCCGUACAAGCAGGAAGGUGGGCCACGGGCAAGGCCAGCUUCGAUGAGACUCAAAGCCGCAUGGAGAGCCUCGAUGCAGAUCUCGACGGAAGGCAGGGCGGAGACUGGAAGAAUGUCUGGGGGAGGGAGAAUGCAGAGGGGAAGCUACCGGAGGAGUUUGAUGAUCUCAAGUCUUCUUCCCACUUGCUUACACUAAUACUGGGAAGCGAUGUCUCCCCGCAGGGACUUCUCGAGGGUCUUGACUCCCGGUUCCCCGCUUCGCCCCUCCUUGGUUCUUUUGCUUCGAACACCUUCUUCGAGACUGGCGGCAGGGAAGCGACUCUCUUCCAUCGCGGUCCCUCGAGCGUACCUCGAGAAGCGGAAGCGUCGACUGGUCAGGUCAAGGCAGAGGAGGGCAAGAUUCACGAGAAGGGCGCCGUCGGACUCUUCUUCCGGACGCCAGGCGGACAAGAUGUGCCAGUGCAGGAUGGACAGGCUCGACCUAGGGUGGACGUUGAAGUGCCAUGGAGGUCUUUCAAGCCGCUGGGAGCUCGUCGGCGCGUGACGAGGGCGAAAGGCAACAUCGUCUCGGAGCUGGCAGGCGCCAAUGCCUGUCAACAAUUCUUGAGGGAUGUGGCGGCAAGAGACAAGAAGCCUCUGCCUGUCAAGGAAGAAGACUUGAGUAUGGAAGCAAAGGCCCGUGGGAUGGACAAGGAUGAGCAGAGGUUGCUGAGCAAGGGUGUGGGCAAAGAGGAGGACUUCUGGGCUGUUUUGUGGGAACAGCAGGAUCAGCCUGCGGGUGAUAUCAGCCAAGAGCACCCUCUGCUGGUGUCUCGCAUCCUCUCUGGCCACCCAUCGAGAGGGACGAUCUCCCUCGGAACAGACUUGGAGCUGUCCGUGGAAGGAGUUUCAACAGACCCGCUCGACGUACUCGGUGCUGCUACCACUGAGUCUUUGCCUUCCGCAUCGUCCUCCCCCUCGGGCGGAGACAAGGAGUUCUACCUUCAGUUCUUCCAGAAGAUGCCUGACGAGCCAAAACUCACUCCACAAAAAUGGGAAGAAACGGCUCUCACCAUUCCGGGUAAGGACCUAGCGGCAUGGCGUCUGCCGCGCUUCCUCUUCCUGAAUGCUCCUGCCAAUAGCACCGGCAGUAGUCAGGCAACUGGCGCUGCUUCGCAAGCCUCUGCAUCGCCUUCGACAGCGAGCAGCGGCGCUGGUGGCGCGACGAACAAGACGCAGGUGCACGCUCUGCCCAAUUUGUUCGUCCUGGCAUCCGAAGGCGGAAUCAUCUCGCGCGACCCUUCUCUUUUCGCUGCCAACAAGGCAGGAAGCAGUGCUGAUGCCGCUACGAGCGCGGCAAAGGGAGCUGUUGAGGGUUUGAAGACGCGCAGUCGUACGUGGAAGAUGGAUGGAGCGAGAGGAUGGGCGGAUCUUAGAGGUCGGACGGCGUAGGGGGUGUACUGAAGGAGUUCUUUGGGGAUUGCGACACAUCAUACCAAUAGACCAGUCACAGCAGAGACGUAUUGCACACUGCGAUC
Messenger RNA from Microstroma glucosiphilum, 2143 nucleotides. RefSeq lists its product as hypothetical. Lineage: Eukaryota; Fungi; Basidiomycota; Exobasidiomycetes; Microstromatales; Microstromataceae. The transcript has a single exon. The record is from RefSeq and is a predicted model, not a curated record. The coding region runs from base 39 to 2057 and encodes 672 amino acids.